This is a messenger RNA of Symbiodinium pilosum, 505 nucleotides long. Lineage: Eukaryota; Dinophyceae; Suessiales; Symbiodiniaceae. The record is from the annotation of a GenBank genome assembly.
ACUGCCUUUGCAGGGCAAGAAAGGUGGAUGUCUCCAGCAACCACAUGGACAAACGUGUUUUCCUUUGCAUUCUCAACGGUCUAUGUCCUGGUGCCUUGCAUGUUGAAUGCGUCUACGCUGAAUCUCUUCUAUGCCUUCUACAUGUUGCUGGCUGCUGCAUUCCUCUCACCUUGGCACACCCCAUCAGAGCAAGUCUACAGCUUCUCUUUCAUUCUGGUGCUGUUCUUUCGACUGCCCUUCUUGCUGUUGUGCACAAGACUGUCGCUCGUGCUGGCCAUGAACAUGGUCUUCUUGGUGGUGAUGGCGAUGCGGGCAAGCACCGAAGUGCUGGGACGCUACGGCCACCUCAACGUGGUCCUUUGGACGGAGCUGUCCUCCAGUGCUAUAGUUCUCGCUGCUGCUGUCGCUUUGCAGAGCAUGCUGUGGCGUCGCGUGGAAAUGGACCUGCAACGGGAUUAUGCGACGACCCACCUAAGCGCUUCCCAAUCCCUCCUGCGGCUGAUGU